Molecule: messenger RNA, 976 nt
Organism: Pelobates fuscus (common spadefoot toad)
Lineage: Eukaryota; Metazoa; Chordata; Amphibia; Anura; Pelobatidae
Gene: MSRA
Product: methionine sulfoxide reductase A
Exons: 6
Coding region: 48-758 (236 amino acids)
Biological process (GO): cellular response to oxidative stress
Cellular component (GO): cytoplasm
Molecular function (GO): peptide-methionine (S)-S-oxide reductase activity
Source: RefSeq, a predicted model, not a curated record
UUUUCUCAACUACUUCCCUGUAACCACAAGCUCUAAACUCGAGCCUCAUGUUGAUUACAUCUCGUCUUCUCAACUCAGGGAUAUUUUUAUUCCACCUGUUUGGAAACGCACGGAUGGGGGAAAUGAGCUCAAAAUUAAACAUUCCCAGUAAGGAAGGAAGCUUGUCAGGGAGAUCACAGAACAUGCCGGUCUCAGCCAAACACCAUGUCAACGGCAAUUCAAUGGUGGAACCGUUUCCAGAGGGAACCGAAAUGGCAACAUUUGGCAUGGGCUGCUUUUGGGGAGCAGAACGGAAAUUCUGGAAACAAAAGGGAGUCUAUUCAACUCAAGUGGGGUUUGCUGGUGGCCACACUCCCAACCCAACAUAUCAGGAGGUCUGCUCAGGACAGACCGGCCAUGCAGAAGUAGUACGUGUUGUAUAUCAGCCACAAAACAUCAGCUAUGAGAAGCUGCUAAAGGUCUUUUGGGAGAAUCAUAACCCGACACAAGGAAUGCGUCAGGGUAAUGACGUUGGAACGAUGUAUCGUUCUGCCAUCUACACCUACACGAAGGAACAGAUGGAGGCGGCUCUGAAAUCCAAAGAAGAUUACCAAAAGGAACUAACCAAGAAGGGUUUUGGGGAAAUUACUACGGAAAUCCGAGAAGAAACAAACUUUUACUACGCCGAAGAUUAUCAUCAGCAGUACCUCAGCAAGACGCCCAACGGUUACUGUGGUUUGGGUGGCACUGGUGUCUCCUGCCCUAUCGGAAUUGAAUAGCUCCUACCUAUACACAUGAAUUAGUGUCAGGUUGAGAGACCACUAGGAUCUGCAAUCCCUUACGGCAAACCCUGAUUUACUACAGUUUGUUCUUCUCUUAGAAAUACAAAUUCUAAAUGUUACAGAAAGAAUAUCUUAAUGCUUGCGAGAGGUCCUUUAUAUUCUUUUAUGUGCCAGACCUCAUUAUAGGGUGAUUUGAGAAAAAUGCCAUUAUAUUA